GAUCAAUUCAAAGGUCACUUGGUAAUACAUACCGGUGACAAACCCAACCACUGUACCUUAUGUGAUUUGUGGUUUAUGCAAGGCAGUGAGCUGAGAAGGCAUCUCAAAGACAUGCACAAUAUUUCAGAACAAAUAGUGACAGAAGAGGUUCUUCCAGUGGAAGCUGUAGAAGCUGAACCAGUAACAUCAAUGACUAUAAUAGAACAACUGGAGCAAGUCCAUGUCCUACCAAUAAUUCAGGUACAAGUGGAUCCUGCACAGGUAACUGUGGAACAGAUGCACCAGGAGGUCAUACAGGACAAUCUAAUAAAAGGCACACAGGUGGAUGAACUGCAAGAACAGGUGCAAAUUAGUUAUUUGGAAGUUGAACAUAUUCAGACUGAGCAAAGUGCUGAAGUUCACGUAGAUCAGUUACAUGUUGAGCAUGUAAAUCAAAUACAGGUGGAAGAUGUACACGCCGAACUUAUAAGUGGAACAGACCUGGAACAAGUAGAAUAUGGAAGUGUUGAUCAAGGAGAAGCAGAAGAAAAGGUAUCUAGUCAUGUAGAUGAUGUGGAUAAGGAAGAUCAUGAACAAGCUGAAGUCUUAAAAACUCAACAGUUAGCAGACACACAGAAUGAAAAGGCAAAUUACUAGGACAACCACACUGUGCAGAUUUAGGAAUGAAAUGCCCAAUUAUUUUUGUUAUCUUUUACAUUGAUUUUUGAACUCUCAGUGGUCACAUUUCCAAUAUGCUGUCCUUUGGACCAAAGUUAUCUUUAUGUACAACUAAACUUCUAUGUGAAAAAUAGCUUACCCGUUCAUGAUAUACUAUGGAACAAAAACUACCAGACA
Messenger RNA from Neopsephotus bourkii (Bourke's parrot), 834 nucleotides. RefSeq names its product zinc finger protein 131-like. The record is from RefSeq and is a predicted model, not a curated record. The transcript has a single exon. The annotation marks the transcript as partial. Lineage: Eukaryota; Metazoa; Chordata; Aves; Psittaciformes; Psittacidae.